AGUCAGCUUAGUCUGUGGAACGCGAUUGCUGUGGGCGCACGCUAUCCGAACAUCAUACUUUGAACGCGCGAAAUAUAUUUUGGUGAAAACGUGUCUGUUCAGUAAUUGAGCAUUAUUCACAUAAUAAUUUAGUCGUAUUAUGUUGGUUACAUGUGUUUCGUGUUAAAAAAAAAGUUGUUUCAUUGUGGAUUUUAAUUAAUCGGACGUGUAGGACACACAGCGUAUCAAGGACUUUGAAAGCGAAGUACUGAGGGCUUAGCUAACAUGAUAGGGUAUCACGGAAGACGUAUUACCCCGCACGUUUCGCUUGAUUAAGUUAUUUCUGCCCUUCGCUACGGAGACCUUGAUGCUUCAGUGACUUUAAAGAUGAUCGAUUUAUAUCAACGAAUCGUAUUUAUUGUUCUCAUUUGGACGAUUGCGUCGACCGCUAAAACAACAUGCCCUAUUGGAUUCCAAUUCGCAGAAUACAAGUCAGGCAACCGCGGACUGUGUUACCGCAUCAAGGGCCCAGAAAGAUUCUCUGAUAUAUACAAAAACUGCACCGGGAAUCUAUACACAGUCGAACGCUAUAACAAUUUAAAAAUACCAGAGCACGAAUAUGCUUUGUGGACGCAGUACAAAAACGCAUAUCCUGGGGGGCGAUUCGUGGACUGGUCUUAUACAGAGACAACUGGAAGACUGCUACGUGAGAAAGUUCAACAAAAUGAAUCACUACUGAACCAGGAUCUGUGCGUGGUGAUAGACUCAAUCACCAGUUUCACGGCAGUCAGUUGUGAAGCAAUGCAUCACAGGUAUUGCUUGGUUUAUCCCUAUGAAGACGAAAAGGCUUUAAAGAGUCAACCUUGUGCGGGUUUCGAUAAUGGCUAUAGAUUCUAUAGUCCGAUGCCUACGUGUUUGGCGGAGGUACCGGCUGUAGGUGAAGCAGCUGUCAGAGCAACAUGGAAACAAGCUAAAAACAUAUGCGAGAAACGGGGAGGAUACCUUUUGAACUUUGGAUGGAUGUAUUCCAACUUCAGGAGCUUUUCGCACUCGGCCUAUCCUUUGGGUUUCGCUUUUAAUUCUGAACUUACGGAGCUCAAGUUACACCUCAAUAACGGGACUAUUUUGAUACCAAGAUCGGAAUGGAAAUUUUCAGAAUUGCCUCAAACCAAUAAAACUCGUUUAAGUGCUGUGGGGAAUAAUAUGUGGUUCUCCGUGAACAGUUCAUUUGUGUUCUAUGCCGUGAUAUGUGAGGUAUCCGUACCAGUGAAGGAUGUUGUAUUGAAUCUUACAAUCGAUUCCGAUGACAGACUCAUUUUAAACGUAAGCGAGCCAGUACCGAGAAGGUAUUUGAAGUGCUUCACCGACUCAGUGAAGUACUACCCCACUCCAGUGGACUUGGACCACGACGAAGAAAACACUUACGUGGUUCAGGAAAAGAAGAACGGUUACUAUUGGUGUAUUCACACGGAUUCCAAGAGCUACACGAUCUCGCAAUCCAAUAAGGUUUUGCACAUACCAAAGAAGAACUCCUUGGACCACGUGUACGCCGUCAAACUUCAUCUACAGUCUUAUACAGAUCCUGAAAAAAUUUACAAGGCACUAGAAAAGCUGGAAGAGUACAUAUACUUAUCGACCAAGUAUUUUAAUGUUCAUGGGAACGAUGCGGCAACGGAGGAUCAACUGAGGAGUUUUGAAUUGACAACACCUUCGGUCGGUGUAAGAGAAGUGCUGUCCAACGCUAGGCUAAAGAAGUGGUUCGUUGGUGGUAGAGCGUUGUUGGUUCACUUCGAACUCGAUUCCAGCAUGAGACCCGUCCGCCCUGGGACCUGGAAAGGGCUUGAAUUAGUUUUUAUGAAGCCCGUGUACUACUGCCCUGACGAGAGCUUGGAAAGCGGCGAAGCGAAGCACUUAGGUGAAUCGAUAUCGAACACAAGAUGUCAGACGAGGAAAUGCGUGGGAGAUUACAACGAGGGCGUGCAGUGGCUUCUGACCACGACCAGCGACUGCGAGAUGAGGCUCCCGGUGACCCUGUCCAACGCGCUCAAGGUCAAAGAGGUCACGCAGCUGAUGCCGACCGUUGCGAACUUACUACCCGACCACACGUUUGGGGUUCUGGAUACGGAAUCCACGACUCCCGCCGAGGGAUACACACAGACGACAACCGAAACACAAACCGCUACAAAUGAUCCCGUACUACGCGAUGUACGCGACAGCUCCGAGGAGAUCACCGAAACCACUCGGAGACCGACUCGGCCUCCGCCUCCGCCAACUGACCCGGUCAUCACCGUAACGACCCCCACUGACGUCAUCACAGCCGUACCUACCAUGCCUCCAACCACAAUGCCCAGACCCUCGCCAGAAGACCAGCUUCUACAAGUAAUGGAAAAUCUAGAAUCCAUCAUCAAUAACGCAUCGUUGGCAGUCUCCCUGGAAACUAUUAGCAGUUCGUUUGAUCAGGUAGACGGUCUAUUAUCCGAGGACGACGAUCUGGACAUACCUGGCGAACUUCUGCAUUUGCUGGACAAUAUUGGUCCUAGACUAAAUUUAGACGGAUCAGAUGCAGCGACAGUUAGGGAGAACAUCGCCCUUGUGGUCGCUAAGGGCGACGAGAGCCUCCCGAUGAGAGGCUUGAGGUUAGCCACCAGAGACACUGAUGCUUUUACGGAUCAUGCCUUUGAGGUUAUCAGAGAUGAAAUAAACUCAAGCUUACUCCAACCGGAGCUCAGUGAUGUUGUGGUCAAGAUACCGGGGUCGGUGUCCGUUUCCAAUAGGAGGGUCAGCUUCGUGGUGUUCAGAACUGACCGCGCCUUCAGAAAUCCAGGGUCCGAGUAUUCCGUGAACAGCAGAGUCGUCAGCAUCAAGAUAGGGAACCUGACGCGGUUUCAAAACGAGGAGUUUAUCGACAUUUAUCUGAAUCCAAUAGUGGAACUGCCGGGGAGCAAGCAAAAGCGAGUUUGCGCGUACUGGGAGUUCCUAGAGGACGGAACAGGGUACUGGUCACAGGACGGAUGUGUUCUGAUGCGCUCUGAAGAUGAAGGGAUGCUGGAUUACUGCCGAUGCACUCAUCUGACACACUUCGCUGAGAUUCUCAUACCUAGGACGUCCUUCUCUGACGCCCACGAAAACGCUCUCGAGCUGAUCUCUGUGAUCGGCUGCUGUGUCUCCAUUUUAGGGCUGGUCUUGGUCGCCAUCACCGCGAUCCUCUUCAGGUCCUGGCGCCGGGAUUUCACCAACAAAAUCUGGCUGCAGCUCUGCCUCGCUAUAUUCAUAACCAGCGUCUGCUUCCUCGUCAUCGUGUUCGCUGACUUCCUGGAGUACAACAUCGCUUGCAUGCUGGUCGGGGUUUUGUUGCACUACGCUGUCUUGGCGUCCUUCUGUUGGAUGCUGGUCGCAGCUAUCAUUUCGUAUAGGAAACUGGUGAUAGUGUUCUCCAGAGACGCUUCGCACAAGCUGCUGAAGGCGUCCGCGUUUUCGUGGGGAGCUCCGUGUGCCGUGGUCGGCGUGCUUCUGUCGGUCGCUCCGCACUCGUACGCGGGACAAUUCGACGGAGACGUUCGCAGCGGGGCCUUCUGCUAUCCCUCGGGGCUGUCGUUGUGGCUGACGGUGUACGCUCCCAUCGCCGUGAUGCUGCUGGUGAACUGGACGUUAUUCCUCCUGAUAGUGCGCUCCGUGUUCGCUUCCCGAAGGAUCCAGAGGCACGGGGACUCGAACGAGGCGCUCCGUUGUGCGUCCGUCUCCUGUCUUCUGGUCUUCUUGUUCGGUCUGCCGUGGGUCUUCGGUUUGUUCCUGAACAACAUCGUCACGGUGUACUUGUUCAACUUGACCGCGACCUUUCAAGGUUUCGUGCUGUUCCUCUUCUUUGUCCCGGGCAAUAAGAAGACCAGGGAUCUGUGGUUGAACAAGUUGAAGAUCAAGCAGACGCGCAAGGUUCCGGUCACGUCCUCGACGUAUACGAAUAGGAGCACCGGUGGAAACCCUGGCUCCAGGGUAGGGAACACAAGUGUACCUGCGCAAUCCAAAGAGACCAAGCCCAGGUCUAUGUCUUCCAGUGACGACUCAAGGUUCUCUUGACGAAGACCGAACUUUAUGAUGAUUAAUAAGAAACUGUGGAUUUUGUUGAAUACCGGUCCGAAGCCGCAGAACUCUGCCUAAAUAUCGGAUAUUUUAUCAAUAUCGGCAAAGAAAAAAAGCUCCCGGUGUCUUCAACGAAGCGUUUUCGAAACUUUUAAGCUCGAUUAACUUUUGUGUCUAGUCUGUUUAUAAUUUAUUCUGUGUUCAGUAAUUAAUUUUAUUAUAAUGUAAAAAUGAAGUUUAUUUUUAUUUUCGACGUGAAAACGAUACGACUGCAUUCCUCAGUGUUUCGGGGUUUUAAAGACAAUUACAUAUAAUAUGUCGAGGAGUGAAAGUCUAUUUAUUAAAGCGACAUUUUUACAAUUUUACAGGUUCUUUUAUUGCUUAGAUGGGUGGACGAGCUCACAGCCCACCUGGUGUUAAGUGGUUACUGGAGUCCAUAGACAUCUACGACGUAAAUGCGUCACCCACCUUGAGAUAUAAGUUCUAAGGUCUCAAGUAUAGUUACAGCGACUGCCCCACCCUUCAAACCGAAACGCAUUACUGCUUCACGGCAGAAAGAGGUAGGGGUGGUGGUACCUACCCGCGCGGACUCACAAGAGGUCCUACCACCAUCAAAAACAGGUUUGCAUUUAAAGCUUAAAAUUUAUACAAAAUAUCAUAAUUAUAACAAAAAACUUCUUCAGCUAUUUGAAUUUGAAUAAACUUAAUUGAAUUUCAAUAAUAAACAUCGAAUUAUUGAUGCUAAUACCAAAUAAAACGCACUUUUAAUUACAAGUGUCGUUUAAAACAAACAGCCUUUCUCCCCUCGAUGUAAUUGUGUUUGAUUACCACUCACCGUUAGACGAGACGUAUAACGAUCUCAAUAUGGGAGUGAAUUCGGUUAAUAAGCCUAUCAAAACUUCGGUUUAAUAAGUAUUAAGUAUUAAAUAUAAUACUUCUAUACUAAUAAUACGAACAGUAUUUAUUCACAGUAUAACAUUACUAAGAUUUUCCUCGUGGUGUUCCUACGAAGCAGUGAUGCGUUCUAGUUUUAAGAUAGGAACAGCGGCUGUACAAUUGAGACUUAUACCUCAUGUCUCAAGAAGAAUGGCGGCAUUCACGUUGUGAUGUCUAUGUGCUUCGUUGACCACUUAACACCAGGUGUGAUGGGAGCACGUACGCCCGUUUAGGCAAUACAAAGGAAAAUACAAAGAUGCGAUGUUUUAAAAUAUAAAUUUUAUAGUACUUUUGACGCAGCAACGAACUCGCAAACCACGGGAUUUAAUAUUGAGAUUAGUGUACACUGUGGGUGAAGUAUGGGCGUCUCUUACUGACGCGCCGUUUAAUAUACAUAUUGGAUCUUCAAAAUCUCGCGUUUUCUAUUGGUUCCAUACAAAACUAUGUUUUACUAAGACGGCUUAAGAUUGUAUAUGCAAUGAACACUGGCAUACAGCAUGGAUACUACAAAAUUGUAUGUAUUGCAUUGUUUUCGGACAAAAUUCCCAGAUCUUUUUUGUUAUUACACAGUACACUUGUGGCCCAUCUGAUGGUAAGUGGUUACCGUUCAGCAACGCCAGUACUAGAGUCAAGCCUCUACCUAAAGAAAAUUACACUUCAAAGUCUAAAGUUGGCUAAAUAAUGAUUCAUUAACUAUACAAUUUCCCUACAUAGAGAGAGAUACUUAAAACAGGCAUGUUUUUUUAUGAUUGUGACUAUUUCUAUUUUUUAAUAGAUGUGACAUCGAGAGAUGACAUCUUGAUGAUUUCUUUAACCCAUUAAACUAAAUAUUUAGAUGUCAACACUCAAAAAAAAAGCCAAAAAUAUACUAACACGAAUCGUAAUAAAGGCUAUUUUUGCUGAAACAAAUAGGACCUUUUGUCAAUACGACAAUGACCAGAUUCUUUUUUUUUUAAUUGCCCUUGUAGUUAGACGAUCAUACGGCCCACCGUGGUUACCGUCGCCCAUGCCUACUGUUAAGUACUCCACACGCCUCGUUUGAAGAAGGACAUGUCAUAGAAUUCGGGCAACAUCGUGGAGGCGAGCUCAUUCCAAAGCCGGAUGGUACGUGGCAAAAAAGAUCUCUGGAAACACACUGUAAAUGGAAGCAGUGGCUACAUGUAGUAAGAUGACUUUACUGACUCUACUUUGGUGGCAGGCGGUGCGAUGGUAAAAACGAGAUGAUAGAAUCGUCUCAAACAAUUCCUCAGAGCACUCUCCAUAAAGCAUAAUAUGGUACAAAAUACAGAGUGAAGCAAAGUCCCUCCGCAGACCCAGGGGUUCCAAAACCUGUUGUUAGUUCACCACUUUUCUGUGGUGCAGAGUGGAUGAUGUACCACCAUUCCUGAUAGGUCCAAAGCCCGCAUUGUAUUUCAGGAUGAGUGCGUUAAAAAUUUUACUAAUGGAAUUGUUUUAUAUUUUAUAGAAUCAUGAUAGAAAUCGCGCUGUUUCUUUGACAGUGAGUGCUUGGCUUUAUUAUGUGUUGUUUAUAGCACCUUGCGCGGGGCUGUUGUUCAAGACGAGCGGACUUACUGACGUAAAAGCCAUUUUAGCAAAUAAAUUAAUUAUGUUUUUUUUCCCCCCGGGAUGAAAAGUUCUCUCACCGGGAGAGAAUCGAGUACUUUUGUCCCGAGUGCCAGGGACUAAAAGCGAACUUUUCAUCCCGUUUAAAAAAAAAUGUAUAAACACCUAGGGAGAAAAGUAGAACCCGCGACAAAACAAUUCGCGGGCGUGAAUGUUCUACUUUUCUCCCUCGGUGCGUAAUAUACUAUUUUGUCAGUUUAUUUCUGACUUUACUCGGAAACCAACUGUGUAUUGAUUUCGUUCAAGGUUUUAUUUUAAUGCAUACUAAGCCCUAAAGAAAUUUGUUCAAAAACUUUAGUCACUGUACCAGAAAUCAUACAUAAAAUUUUAAUUUGACUGAAAUUGUAUUACUAUAAAUGUAAGAUUCGUAAUGUAUUAGACGCCACCAAGACUUAAUGUUAAUGUUUAAAGCAAAGAGGCAUUGUUAAUAAUAUAAGGCAAAAUUAAUAAAAUAAUUUAAAAUA
Molecule: messenger RNA, 7079 nt
Organism: Bombyx mori (domestic silkworm)
Lineage: Eukaryota; Metazoa; Arthropoda; Insecta; Lepidoptera; Bombycidae
Product: adhesion G-protein coupled receptor G2
Exons: 12
Coding region: 367-4053 (1228 amino acids)
Biological process (GO): adenylate cyclase-activating G protein-coupled receptor signaling pathway; cell surface receptor signaling pathway
Cellular component (GO): plasma membrane
Molecular function (GO): G protein-coupled receptor activity
Source: RefSeq, a predicted model, not a curated record